Messenger RNA from Cuculus canorus (common cuckoo), 10134 nucleotides. It is a transcript of the gene MUSK, whose product is annotated as muscle associated receptor tyrosine kinase. The transcript has 19 exons. The record is from RefSeq and is a predicted model, not a curated record. Gene Ontology annotation, cellular component: signaling receptor complex. Gene Ontology annotation, molecular function: protein binding; transmembrane receptor protein tyrosine kinase activity; ATP binding. Lineage: Eukaryota; Metazoa; Chordata; Aves; Cuculiformes; Cuculidae. Bases 858 to 3719 code for a protein of 953 amino acids. Gene Ontology annotation, biological process: cell surface receptor protein tyrosine kinase signaling pathway; multicellular organism development; positive regulation of kinase activity.
GUAAAUAGCUGCCCUACUCUGUCUUCUUGUAUGAACACCUGGGACUAUCUAAGGAGAAGAUAUUCCAAAUGGUGAUGUGGGGAACUGGCGGCAUCCAGCGAUCAAAUAGUGUUCCAUUGCUCCAGAAUUCCUGGAAGAUCUUUAACACAUGUUUGGGUACAAAUGUCGCUCCCACUGUGUGUAUUUACUUUGUGGGGAAAUUUGUUUCCAGGACAAGGCUUUGUUUAACCAGUGUGCUGCUGCAGUUCUCAAACACUGAUGACCACCUUGGCAAAGAAGGGCACUUUCAACACUCAAUGCCACCCUCCCCUGCUCCAGCAAAUACAUCUGUUAAGAAAAGAAAUGCUAUCAGCAGAGCAACAGGUGGCAUAUUGCAGCCAAUCAUGAAAAGUUAUAAUAAGACAGAGGUGUGCCUGUGAAAGAGAGAGGAGAAAAAAAAAUGAAGAAAGAAGGGGAUUAAGCUAAAGUCAAAUCCAAUGGCAAGCAUUUUUUCCACAACUGCACUUACAUGGUACUGAAAUAAAGGCCUGGUGACUGCAGUUCUGGAGCAGGGUGCAGCACUGGAGUAGGGUACUGCCCUGGAAAUGCAUUCGCCUAUUGUACUCCUCUCUGUUUGCUUAGAAGGAAUUCAGAAGGGCUUUGCUUUCUCUUGUUUCACAAGCCCCACAUUUUUACACUGACCAAAGUGGAUAUGCACCAGCUGGCUGUGUCCAUCAUCGCCACCGGGUGGGAGAAUUCCUGAUUAUACUUAGAUCCUGCAGACCCGGCUCUGUCAUUAACAGAGAAGCUCUGCUCCAGCACCGCUGUCUGAAAUGCAACCGACAGGGAGCUCUGCACGCCUCGCCUGAAGGAGCUGGAUGCCUUCUGGAUCAAAUAUGAAAGUCGUGCUGAAGGUGCCCGUGGUGCUCGUCCUCACCCUGGUAGCCCUCAGCUUGGCUGAGACGCUCCUGAAAGCUCCCUUGAUCAGCACUCCUCUGGAAACUGUAGAUGCACUGGUAGAGGAUGUCACCAAGUUUGUCUGCGUAGUGGAGUCAUACCCUGAGCCAGAGAUCACAUGGACACGCAACAACAUUCCUAUCAGGCUGUUUGACACUCGCUACAGCAUACAGAGGAACGGGCAGCUCCUGACCAUUUUGAGUGUGGAGGACAGUGAUGACGGGGUGUACUGCUGCACGGCAGAUAACGGGGUUGGAGCGGCUGCGCAGAGCUGUGGGGCUCUCCAAGUGAAAAUGCGGCCCAAAAUAACACGACCUCCUAUAAAUGUGGAAAUAAUAGAAGGGUUAAAGGCUGUUCUUCCAUGCACUACAAUGGGCAAUCCAAAACCUUCUGUUUCGUGGAUCAAAGGAGAAACAAUUGUAAAGGAGAACGCUCGCAUUGCUGUUCUUGAUUCUGGGAAUUUAAGGAUCCACAACGUUCAGAGAGAAGAUGCAGGACAAUACCGAUGUGUAGCUAAGAACAGCCUGGGUACAGCUUAUUCAAAACCUGCAAUGGUGGUAGUGGAAGUUUUUGCCAGAAUCCUGAAGGCUCCCGAAUCCCAAAAUAUUACUUUUGGGUCUGUGGUGACAUUGCGCUGCACAGCAACUGGUCUUCCAGUCCCCACCAUCACUUGGCUGGAAAAUGGGAAAGCUGUUUCUGCAGGGUCUGUAGCAGAAAGUGUCAAGGACAGAGUGGUUGACUCCAGACUGCAGGUGUAUGUCACCCGACCUGGCCUGUUCACUUGCCUCGCCACAAACAAGCACAGCAAAACUUUUGGAGCUGCAAAAGCUGCAGCGACCAUCAGCAUUUCAGAAUGGAGCAAGCUGUACAAGGGUGAUGCAGGCUACUGCAGCACGUACAGAGGUGAGGUGUGUAGUGCUAUCUUGGCGAAGAAUGCUCUUGUUUUCUUCAACUCCUCCUAUGCUGACCCAGAGGAGACCCAAGAGCUGCUUGUGCACACUGCCUGGACUGAACUGAAAAUGGUGAGUUCAUUCUGCCAACCAGCCGCUGAGUCUCUGCUGUGUAACUACAUCUUCCAGGAGUGCAAUCCCUCAGGAGCUGGGCCAGCUCCAAAACCAGUGUGCAGAGAGAAUUGCCUUGCUGUAAAGGAUCUCUACUGCUUUAAGGAAUGGCUCUCAAUGGAGGAAAACUCCCAGAAGGGGAUUUACAAACCAGGGUUGAUGCUGCUUACUCUUCCUGAAUGCAACAGGCUGCCCAGCCUGCAUGAGGACCCCAGCACCUGCACUCGUAUCCCUUUCUUCGAUUUUAAGAAAGAGAAUAUAACCAGGACUUGCUACAGUGGCAAUGGGCAGUUUUACCAGGGCUGGGCCAAUACCACUGUCUCCGGCAUUCCUUGCCAGAAGUGGAGCGACCAGGCUCCCCAUCUGCACAGGAGGACUCCUCAGGUUUUCCCUGAGCUGUCUCAUGCUGAGAAUUACUGCCGUAAUCCAGGAGGUGAGAAUGAACGUCCCUGGUGCUACACAAAAGACCCAUCUGUGACCUGGGAAUACUGCAGUGUGUCUCCCUGUGGAGAUGCGUCAGUAUCACUAGGAACAAGAAAACCAAAUGGAGAGACUCCAAAUCUCCCCCCUCCUCCUCCGUUUUCCCCUACGUAUUCCAUGACUGUUAUCAUCUCCAUCAUCUCCAGCUUUGCCCUGGCUGUGAUCCUUAGUAUUGUCACCCUGGUUUGCUGCCGUCAGCGAAAGCAGUGGAAAAACAAAAAAAGAGAGUCAGAGACACCGACGCUCACCACUCUGCCCUCUGAACUCCUCCUGGACCGACUACACCCCAACCCAAUGUACCAGCGGAUGCCCCUUCUCCUCAAUCCGAAAUUGCUCAGCCUGGAGUAUCCAAGGAACAAUAUUGAAUACGUGAGAGAUAUUGGGGAAGGAGCGUUUGGGAGGGUCUUCCAAGCAAGGGCCCCAGGGCUGCUGCCCUAUGAGCCUUUCACAAUGGUGGCAGUGAAAAUGCUGAAGGAGGAAGCAUCCGCAGACAUGCAGGCUGACUUUCAGAGGGAGGCAGCCCUCAUGGCAGAGUUCGACAAUCCAAAUAUCGUCAAGCUUUUAGGUGUGUGUGCUGUUGGGAAACCGAUGUGCCUACUGUUUGAGUACAUGGCCUACGGGGAUCUCAAUGAGUACCUGCGUGACCGCUCGCCCCGUAACCUUUGUAGCCUGGUGCACAGUAGCUUGGACACACGGAUCCGUCUCCCCAAUCCCCUAGCACUGUGUUGCACCAGCCAGCUCUGCAUUGCCAAGCAGGUAGCUGCUGGCAUGGCAUACCUUUCUGAGCGCAAGUUUGUCCAUCGGGAUUUGGCUACUAGGAACUGCCUGGUGGGAGAGAACAUGGUGGUCAAAAUUGCUGAUUUUGGUCUCUCGAGGAACAUGUAUUCUGCUGACUAUUACAAAGCCAAUGAGAAUGAUGCCAUUCCCAUCCGCUGGAUGCCCCCUGAGUCCAUUUUCUACAACCGCUAUACCACGGAGUCUGACGUGUGGGCCUAUGGGGUGGUGCUAUGGGAGAUCUUCUCCUAUGGCAUGCAGCCCUACUAUGGAAUGGCUCACGAAGAAGUCAUCUACUAUGUGAGGGAUGGGAAUGUCCUCUCCUGCCCUGACAACUGUCCCCUGGAGCUCUACAACCUGAUGCGCCUCUGCUGGAGCAAGCUGCCUGCCGACCGGCCAAGCUUUGCCAGCAUCCACCGUAUCCUGGAGCGUAUGUAUGAGAGGGCUGUGGCUACCCCAUCAGUCUGAGAGAUUUGCCCAGGGGGGAUGCCUUAUAUCCACCAGUCCAGACUGACUCGGACCUGCCAAUGGGCUUCUUCUGAGCAGUGGCUUCAUGCACAGCACCGGUUUAUGUGGAGGAGAAAGAAUUUGUUCCUCAGCCAAGCAAGAAGUGUGGACUACACCCGUAUAGUGGGCUAUACCUCCCUGAGUGGGACUAUACCUCCCAAAUGUCAGGGCUGACCCCUGGCCACCAAGUCUGGAUUUCUUGGGUUGGCAAGGGUUCUGGCUGUGCUAACUCGAUCCCUAUACUAGGCAUUUUCAGGAGCAUGAAGUUCCCCAGGGAAAACAAACCAACAUUUUGCUGGCGGCACUUCCCUUCCUAACAGGUCCCUUCACACCUUUCUACACUUAUGCUCUUGGCUUUUAUCUUUUUCUUCACUUCCUCAUGUUUUCAACUAUUAUUUAAAAAAAAAAAGAUUGCAGAAUUCAAUCUUCUUGGGGAUACUUUUUACUAUUUUAUUUUUGUGUACUCAUGGACUUUUGUAGAAAAAGGAUGCUUCUUACGCCAUAAACCAGUUUGGUUUUCGUUCAAGCUUCCACUUCCUCUUUGACACUCAUGAAGCUAUCGUGGACUGGAUUAAAAGAGGAGAUUGCACGUCCAUCAGCAGCCACCCGCAUCUCAUGUCAUACAGACAGGCAAAAUCCUGUCUAGAAUGGAGGCUUACAUUUUCUGCAAUGGAGCCUUACAAAUAGGAAAUCCACAGUGAGGUUCAUUUGAUGUUUGUUGAACUCUCAGCCCAAAGCUUGCCUCAAGAAUUGCACCCCAUAUUUCCUGCCUUCCUCUGCGACAAAGAGAUUUGGUGCUAAGAGAGAAAUUCAGCCCAAAGGCCUGGUCCUGCACCUGGUAGGUCUCCAAGGUGUACUUAUUUGCCUCUGCCUGCAGUACUGUCCUCACUGUGCUGAGAGCAGGAAGAAAUGCAGCCCUUUUGCAGAAAUGCUGCAGGUUUUGUUACUUAUUUCUCUCUAUUUGUAUUCCUGUCAUUGCCUCCUGUUUCUGGUUUUCCUUUCCUGACAGCAGCUCCUAACCCCGAUUACUCCUCCCACUGCCACAUUUCCUGUCCAUCCGUCCUUGUGCUGCAGUUUACAGGCACAGAAGUGAGGAAGGUGGAUGCCUGCCAUCAGUGGGCCUUCAGACAUAACCUGCCAACUAGGAGAGGUGGAAAAAAGGGGAGUUCAUGCUCCAUUUGAAGUGUUGCAGGCUGUACAUCUGCAGGGUGAAAAUGAGACUGCCUCACCUAUACAUAGUCCACAGCCAACCUCCAAACACCAAAUGCUGUUUUCUUGCUAAAAGUUCUCCAAAUUGUAGUGGAUACUUCAGUGCCAGGGAAACUUGAGUUCCUCUGAGGACAGGUUUUACCUCUUAGUUUCCUGCAUGGUGAGGUGCAGUUGUCCCAGAGGCUCAUCACUGAUAGGAAAUAUAACUGGAGGCAGGGAUGUGCGUUAUCGCUGCAGAGCAGGAGCACUGGUGAGUGAAAGAUCUGUGUGGCUUCCGUAACUGGAAUGCGCUGGCUGGGUCUAUCCAAGAAACAGCGAUGCAUAGCAGUGAUCUGUAGGGCUACCAGGAGUAGCCUUGGUUUCCAAAAGGUAAGCUUGAAAAGUUCUGCCAGCCAUAAUGAAGAAAAGAACUAGAAAGCAGGUACCUUCCUCUGCUGUUUUCCUUUAAUGUGAGCUAAUCUCUGCUGCACCAGAACCUUGUCUUCUUUUUUUAAAACAACCAUAGUUGAUUCUCAUUGUUGCCACAAGAAUAUAGUUUAAUGUUUUCAGACCACUGAUGUCAAUUUCACUUGAGACAAAGAACUUGCUGCUACCCAAGACAGCGGAAGGAAAGAGGAGGGUCUGCUUGGCCUUCAAAACAUUGAUAUGCCAAGAUGCUUGGCUAUCCGCACAGCGAGCACAAAAUGACCAGUGCUGUCUAAUCAUUGAGCAGCCUUGCCAUCAUGCUGCUAUGACACAACAGUUUACUGAGGAUGCUAACCCCUAUGCCCUGUGCCAAGAACCCCAAAAUGCUCAGUUUGAAUAAUAUAAUUACUGGACAUCCUUAUAUAGCUCCUGUUACUGCUUUAUGACCACCUCGCUGUGCUCAGCAUUAAAUUCUGUUAGAUUUUGUCAGCUACCUGGCUGUUCAUUCCAUUCUGUGGAGAAUGGAUGGGAGUUGAGCUACAUCCUCAGCUGAGUGGAGGUGCCUGCAGCCUCCUCCAAACUGAGCCCCGGUGCACAGCACAGCAGCUGCCCCAUCUCUGUAAAAAUAGUCAAAUUCAAGAGUCUUGCAGUGUUCAGGGCAGCAGGCAAUUUGUCACUAUCUUUAGAGAGGGCAGGCUCAGCCCACGUACGUGGGUAGCAGUGCAAGUCUAGGUAUUCAACGCCUCCUUCUAAUCAGGGAAUUAUCUUACACCAAGCAAAGGGCGUAAGAACAGGUUGAAAAAGAUGCAUAUUUUGCUAGAGUGAACAAACACACCCACUUACAGUCCAAAGGACAGUCUGCCUUUCUGCCUUCCAGGAUGUCAAUGCUGGCUUCAGUAACCUGCUCUCUAUUUCCUCCAACAAUACUAUUUUAAAAACAUGAUUGUGGUUUUCUUCGUGUUUCACUGUGGGAUGAAAUUAGAUGCCUGUAAUGUCAUGUCCUAUGAAAUUUCCCUCACUUUCUUUGCAAAAGAGGGACUCCCAAAAAAUUCCAGAGAGUACACUUUUCAUUGCACUCUCCUAGCCCAACUCCUUCUUUCAGUAACUCCAUGUUCAAGUCAAUGUAGGCCUGCAGUUACAAAAGAACAGAAAUUUCCUGUCCUUGUCCAGCAUUCCAGCCUUUGCAAUAUAAGCAUGCAUUGAAAUGUAUGGUAGUGAGUGACUGCAGGUGGGGCUGGAAAAGGCUUCCAGUGCAAUAAGAGGAAAGAGAUCAUUUCAAGAUCAGCUCACAGAGAAGCUCUUUGCAGCAUGCUCUCCAAAGAUGAUUAUUGCUUCUGCAUCAUGAUCCCACAGAAUUUUACCCUGAGAGCUUUCUCCUAUUGUACACUUUACAGCUUGCUAAAAGCUGGAAGUUUAAUCGCUUUCACAAUUUGCCUUCUUUCACAGGUUUAUUUUCCCUUUGUUUGAGACUUCUGCUUACUUCAAUAUAUGUUAUGCAGUCUACUACUUCAGAGACUUCUAGAUUUUUCCGUAUAACUGUCAUGUAACUUAAAUUGUUUUGAAUGAGGGUAAAAAGGGUUGUGAAUGAGUAGACGAGAAAAGGAAAAUUUGUUUCUUAGGAAGUGUUUGGAAAUAAAAAUAUGUUGCUAUCUCUAGUUUGGAUUUAUAACCCACGCAGUGAAAUAAGAUGAGCCAAACCCAGUAUUUUGGUUGCCAUUCAACCUGAUGGCAAAGGAAACUGUGCAGUCAGUGGCAUUGAAUGGGAACCCUGAAAAGGUGAUCUGCAGGAUGUUUAAUGUACCCAUUGCCGCUGUGAGUGCCCCGCCUAGAGUUUGCGGCGCAUACACAGCUUUAUCCUAGAUGACAUAUUGUGAAAUCUGAGCCUGUCAUUCUGUUUAAGAGUUGUAUUUCUUGUGAUUCUGUUUAAGAGUUGCAUUUUAAAUGCAUGUAAAAAUCAUAAGCUCUAUAAUUGGUUUGACACUGCCUGCAACAUGAUUAAAUCUGAUUUUAGAGUAAUUGCAUCUCAGACAUGUUGUGGACUAAACUCCACCGUCUGGUAUUAUUUCUCCAAGGGUGCGUAAUAAUUAUUAUUCUGUAAUUGUUACACAUUUCAUAAAUGAUGGCUUUGAAAGGCAUCCCAAGCACAGAUGUACAUUUCUAAUUAUCCCAAUCUGUGUAACUUGUGUGCAAUGUUUUAUAAAAUAAAGAGAUAUAAGAAAAGGAUAAUACUAAUUCUGAUGUCUCCAUUCUCUUCCUGCUCCUGCACUGGAUAUUUUUUUUCUGGAAAUGGAUAAAUUUAUUUUUAUUAAAUUAGCUUUCUGACAGAUUCAAUACCACAGUUGUUACUCUGUAGACUCUGCAGUUUAAAGUUAGCCUGUUGUGUGUGUUCAAAGGCUUGUUGUUUUGACAUUUAAAUGGAUGUUACAGGAACACAUUAAGAGAAUAUACAUUGAAGGAGACACAUCAAAUUAGCCAGUCAGAUUGCUCUGGAGAAGGCCAUUUUUCAGGACAGCCUCCAGGUCAGAAUGGGAGUGUCUGAGCCCUCAGCAUGAGGGGCAUUGUCUUGACAAUAAUGAUGCAAGGAGAAGAGAAAGGGAGAUGUUUUUACAGCAGCAUGGUUUGCUGUCUCUUGACCACUUUCCCAAUGUGAAAGAUAUCUCAUAUAGAUUGGAAUGACAUCUGCCUCCCUCCUGAUUUCUCCUGCCAUUUGUAUCUGGAUUCUGGUUUCACACAUAGACUUGUUGGGAAUUAAAGCACGGUAUAAAAUCAAAAGGAAAUUGGGUUUGCUCUUUGUAGAAUGCAGUUGUGAAAAAUCUGUCACUGACGGAUUUAUCUAAAAAAGUUGUAACCUCUUUUUCUGCUCAUGAUUCUUGAACUCCUUCAGUAAUUCUACAGGAAUUUUAACUGUUUUAAAAUUCAUUACAAAUAUUUGAAAAUCAGGACCUGGAAGUAAAACUUUCUGAGUACAAUUAGCCAGGCAAACCACAAAAUGCAUAAUUUAAUUUUUUUCCCCCAAUACAAUAUAAUGUACUUUCUGCAAAUAGUCUUGCUUGAAAAUAAAAAGAAAAAAAAUUUGUUUGUAAAUAUUGUCCUCACUGAGAAAGUCAGUAAUGAACUAUGGUUACAUUUUUAUCCUUUCAGUAGGGGUGUACUAUAUUAAAUGCAUUGGCUCUUACAUGUCUGUUUUUUUCAGGGUGCAAGGAGAAAUUGGACCCUAAUUUCCGACCACAAAACAAAAUGAUCUUGAAGUGUGUAAUGGAUUAUUUAAUUUAUUAUUUAAUUUUUCUUGGCUUUUAUUUGUAUUCUCAUGAAUGCAUACACCUGUGUUCAUGUGUAUGGGAACGAGCAAGGUGAGGAAUCACACUUUGUGCAGAUGGAGAAAAAGGUUUCCGUCAGCCCUCAGUGCAAAUUUCUCACUGUAUCUUUCAAUACCUUCAUCCAUUUCCAUUCUGUUUAAAACUUUUCCUCUUCAGCUGGACAUAAUGACAUCUUUCUUUCUCAAAGGAAACUUGAGGUCCUAAGAGGCCUUUGCAAAGUCUCUGACAUUACGGUAAUGUGGGAGCUGCUUCCCCUCUCCGAGCUGGUGUGGAACUCAGCGAAACUGCUUUGCAUAGUUCAUAAAGAAAUUGGAAGCUGCCAGUGGUUCUCAAAGGCAGGACUAUCAUACUUCUCUUACUAUGAAGAAGGAAUAAAAAAAAAAGAAUCCUUUAAAUUCACCAACUCAAACAAAGACACAGAACCUGCCAUAAAAACAUUGUGGAUGCUUCUCAAGUUUCUCAACCUUAGGAGAGAAUAUACAGAAUCAUUCACUGGAAAGUUGUUAGAAACUCACUUUUUCAUAUAGCCUCGCUCUAUGUACCCCAGAGGCAACUUUCCAUACUGGUGGUGCAGUGGUCUUCUGUAACUGUGAAAAGAGUAAGAUCUGAGGAGUUUGAAGCUGCCUGAAAGCCAGUACUUACAAUUUUCUUCAAGACAGGAGGUGGCAGCCCAAAGUGAAGAUCACACAUUAUAUCACUGGCGUAUUUCUGUGCUAAUGUCUUCUAGUGUCCUGCAAAUUUAGGAUUAAGUAAAUAAGAGUUUCAUCAGCAACUGAGAGAUAGGAUGUUUUACGGAAGAUUUGGACUAAUAUGCCAUAAAUAAAUAAACAACAUUUAUAAAGAUAUAUUUCUUUCUAUCUGCUAAGAUUCUUGAAAUCUCAUACCAUUUAUAGGACACUGUGUUUACUUUGACUCUGAGAUAACUACCCUAUACCUUUCUACUGGGUGUGAGUGAACACGCUGAGGCUGUUGUAUGUUUAUCUGCCCUCCCCCAUGGUUCUUACGUAAAAGAGAUGUUACAGAUCAGGCAUUUAUAUAGGCUAGCAAACUUUUAUGUAGGCAAACAACCUAACGGAAGAGAGGAUCUGUGCAGAAGGGAGGAAUGCCCGAUGAAUGAAAGUCAUUCACUCUCUGUGAUGGUGAGCUCAUGCUGUGCUAAAUUAAACUUCUCAUUUAAAGUGGUGCUGACUUCACAGCAGUGACACUGGAGAACAGGCAGGCUUUGGUUACAAUAAAGAUGGAGAGCUUCUCAUGGCUGGCUGGGAGCAGGCACACUGAGACAGGAUCUGAGCAUGGAAAGAGCAGCAGUGAAUGGGUGCUCCUUCAUUCUUCACUGGAGAAGCAUGUCAUUUUCCCCAGGGAUGCCAUACCAGGCAUGUUUGCUCCUGUGCUGGAUUCUCCUAGAUUUAGCUGGGAUUUGCUCCCCGUGCCUUUUCUAUCACUCA